This is a messenger RNA of Staurois parvus, 279 nucleotides long. The record is from the annotation of a GenBank genome assembly. NCBI's taxonomy places the organism in Eukaryota, Metazoa, Chordata, Amphibia, Anura, Ranidae.
CGCAGUCUCUGGUCAUCCUCUGUACUGUCCGCAGUCUCUUGUCAUCUCCUGUACCGUGUCCGCAGUCUCUGGUCAUCUCCUGUACUGUGUCCGCAGUCUCUGGUCAUCUCCUGUACUGUGUCCGCAGUCUCUGGUCAUCUCCUGUACCGUGUCCGCAGUCUCUGGUCAUCUCCUGUACUGUGUCCGCAUUUGUUAAUAGUUUUUUUGGUUUUUUUUUUAAACUAUAGUCUGGCCCUCCAAUGGUCUGAGGGACAUAUACAUCGUUUAUUUUUUUUUCAU